This is a messenger RNA of Cryptomeria japonica (Japanese cedar), 1649 nucleotides long. RefSeq names its product putative UDP-rhamnose:rhamnosyltransferase 1. NCBI's taxonomy places the organism in Eukaryota, Viridiplantae, Streptophyta, Pinopsida, Cupressales, Cupressaceae. The transcript has a single exon. The coding region runs from base 145 to 1518 and encodes 457 amino acids. Gene Ontology annotation, molecular function: UDP-glycosyltransferase activity. The record is from RefSeq and is a predicted model, not a curated record.
UGCCAUUCAUAAUUGAGGUUAGUUGGGGGCACAUGCCUACUGAAUAAACAAUGAGAAACUUAACCCUGAAACCGGGGCUCAACAAUUCGAAGGCGCAAGACAUGGAUUAAGAAUCAUCUUUGUGACUUCCGUGGAUUUGUCAAAAUGAAAGACGCAGCAGUUCAUGUAUUGAUGUUUCCAUGGCUGGCGCAGGGCCACGUCUCUCCUUUUCUGGAGUUAUCAAAGAGACUUGCAGAUCACGGAUUGAAGGUCUCGUUUCUAUCGACUCCUCGCAAUAUUUCAAAGAUAAAGUCCUCGCUAGAUGAAAAGUGGGCAGGCAAAAUCGAUAUGGAGGAGCUGCCCCUGCCUUCUGUGGAGGGACUGCCUCCUGAAGCCGAAAACACGGCCGAUAUUCCCAUGGAAAUGGCAGAUCUGUUGAAGAUAGCUCUUGAUGGCCUCCAGAAACCCUUGGAGGACCUUCUGCAGCGGAUUCAACCGGACUAUAUAAUUCAUGAUUUUUCACAGCACUGGGCCGCCAAGUUUGGUAUUCCGGCCAUUUAUUUCUGCAUCUAUAGUGCCACGACCGCUGGUUACUUGAUAGUGCCAAGCAGAAACAAGCCCACGGAAACCACUGUAGAGGAUUUGAUCGCACCGCCGCUGGGUUAUCCAUCGUCUGUCAUAGCUUUCAGACGAUUUGAAGCGACCUCAAUCUCACCUGCGUAUAAUGGUCACGGUGGAGAAGAUGUGACAGAUGUAAGUCGGCUUUUCAAAUUUAUGGAGGCGUGUAAGCUUAUGCUCGUCAGAUCUUGCUUUGAAUUGGAGAGCAAGUAUAUUCGUUUUCUGGAGGUGGAGCACAAAAAGCGUGUCAUUCCUAUUGGUCUUCUUCUAUCGGAGACUUUCCCGGCGAGCGACCAGAACGAUUGUCUGAGAUGGCUGGACAAUUAUCCGCCGAGUUCUGUUGUUUACGUGUCUUUUGGGAGCGAGUGUUUUCUGUCAAAGGAGCAGGUUGCUGAGCUGGCAAAGGGGCUGGAGGAGAGCCAUGUCCCAUUUCUGUGGGUUCUGCGCUCCCCUCGCUACAACGACGAUUCCACGUCAUCAACAGAAGACACAGCUCGGGCUUUGCUGCCAGAGGGGUUCGAGGAACGCACGAGGGAGAGGGGUGUGGUGUACUGCAAGUGGGCACCGCAGCAGCAGAUUCUUUGCCAUCCUUCGACUGGGGGGUUUGUGAGCCACUGCGGGUGGAGCUCUGUGUUGGAAGCUGUGAAGUUCGGGGUGAAGAUAAUAGCGCUGCCGAUGCAUAUUAAUCAGGGACUCGAUGCCCGGCUAGUGGCGGAGGAACUCUGCAUUGGCGUGGAGGUUGGUAGGGAAGAAGAUGGGAGUUUCAGAGCGGAGGAAAUCAGGAAGUGUGUGAGGGAGAUUAUGGUGGGAGAAGAGGGACGGCGUGUGGCGGAGAAUAUGGAUAAGGUAAGAGAGAGGUUGUUUGGGGAGGAGGAAAUCCAAGAGACGUACAUACGCGAGUUUAUUAAGCACCUUCUCUAGUACUGAAGGUUUUCGAUAUUCUGGAUUAAUUCCAUGUUAUUUUCAGUAAAGGUCCCGAAAGCAGCCACAGCUUUGUUGUUAAUUCCGUAUUUGGUGUUUGUAAAAAAUAUAAUUGUAUAGUAUUUGUAUGU